AUGAAGAAAAAUCGACCCAAAAGUGAUGUAAAUGAAGGUAAAACCAUUUUCAUACGUAAUAUCGAUUUGGAAACAAGUGAAAAAUCGUUGACAAAUGCUUUUGAAUCAUUUGGUACAAUAGAAUAUUGUCGUAUCUGUUGUGAUGAUUACAACAGUAGAUCUAAAGGUUCAGCAUUCGUUAAAUUCAAAAAUCUUGAUGAUGCACGACAUUGUUUGAAUGAAGCAAACAUUCCAGAAAACAGUAAAUUUUAUCUGGAUGGAAAACAAUUAAUCGUCACUGAAGCUGUAAGUCGUAAUCGAUUGGAACAAAUUCAUGAUGUCAAUCACCGUAAACAUAAAGAUAAACGAAAUAUUUAUCUUGCAAAAGAAGGUCUUAUAUAUCCAGAAUCGCCGGCAGCCGUUGGUGUUUCGGCUUCGGAUCUCAAGAAACGUCUAUUGUUGGAGGAAAAGAAACGAAAAUUAUUGCAAAAUCUUCAUUAUUUUAUUUCUGAUCAUAGACUUUGUAUUCAUAAUUUACCUAGUAAUUACGACGAUUUGAAGCUACGGAAAUUAUUUACCAUGGCUGUCAAUGAAAAAAAUGUUCGCAUUUUAUGGGCCAAAGUAAUGCGUAAUCGUAGCGGUCAAAUGGAUGGUCAAGGACAAAAAAAAUUUGGUUCAUCCAAAGGUUUUGGUUUCGUUGAAUUUGAACAACAUUCGCAUGCAUUGAAAGCACUACGUUAUCUGAAUAAUAAUCCCACGAUAUUCACAGCCGAUAAAAGACCUAUCGUUGAAUUUUCAAUUGAAAAUAAAGUAGCAUUGAACAGGAAAAAAUAUCGUCAAAUUAAACAGGAAAAAAUGAAAAAUCAAAUGAACCAAAAUGAAACAAUCGAAUCACAUUCGCAACAACAGCAGCAACAUUCAUCGAACACGUACAGCGGUGUUGAAGCCAAACCAUUCGAUAAAAAUGAAAAGGUACCAAAAUUAAAAAUGAAUAAAAGAAAAAUUUUGGAACAAAAGAAAAAAUUGAAACAA
Molecule: messenger RNA, 1011 nt
Organism: Dermatophagoides farinae (American house dust mite)
Lineage: Eukaryota; Metazoa; Arthropoda; Arachnida; Sarcoptiformes; Pyroglyphidae
Product: RNA-binding protein 28-like
Cellular component (GO): nucleolus
Molecular function (GO): mRNA binding
Source: RefSeq, a predicted model, not a curated record